AUGUAUGCCAAAGUGAGACGUCCUGGACAAAAAAAGCACUUUGUGAAGGUCGCAUCAGAGCUGGAGCUGCUGAAAGACGUCUAUGGCGCUGAAACUCUGGAAUCGCUGAAAAUUAACGACGAAAUUUGGGGCGUUUUAAUGGAAAUGGCAUGGGAUGAGCGCUACAUUUAUCUCAUGGAAAUAAUGGAUUUUCGUGAAAAAAAUCGAGAAAAAAAUCUGGAAAAUUUGGCUGAAAAUCGAGAGUUGAUUUCCUCGCAAAAUCUGAAACUCUGGAGCGCUGGAAAUAUGGUUUACGCUCGUCAUUUCCACUCGUUAGUCGACAUCUAUGGACCCGAAUUUCGACAAAAAAUCGAUAAUUUCCAUGGGAGGAAUUUGCUGAAACAGGGCGAAAAUCUCAAACAUUUCAUUGUGGAUUGCAGAUUUUUAAGGGAUUUUUCAGUUAAAACGCAGGCGUUUUAUACAAACCAAAUGCAAUCGCUCCAUGACGAUAAUUGGACAUCUUCUACUCCAUUUGAACUGAAUUUUGUCAAUUAUCAAGCAGAUCAGCAAUUGAGCUCCAUUGCUAAAAAAAACCUCCUCUUUCAAUAUGGACCUCCAUCGAUUUCGAAUUUCAAACGACACCCGUUCGCGCCACAAAUCACACCGAGACGAGUGGAAUCAGUGGUGCCUAAAGACCGCCUCCUGUACAUCUCUCCACGUGCCACUCGUUUUCUGCCGGAUACUGUACCUGCAGAUCUAACUGGAGUUGUGAUUUGCUUAUCACAAGACGCAUCACCAGCGACGAGCAGUCAGACGGCGUGUAUUGCGGAUCGAGUUCAACCAUAUCAGAUUCCGUUCAAGCGAGUUAUCAGAUCCACAUCAUUCCGCCCCGAACGUCUUCAAUUAUGGCAGCUGGCGCGCAUCUUCCGCGGCUAUUUUGCCGGCAACACCAUCGACGUCAGUAUCCGGAUGAAUGAUAACAAAUUCAAUAUUUUUAUCGAUUUUUUUUUUCGAAUUUUCCGAAUCAAAGCACCUUUCAAACGACCUUUGUAUCCCCAUUAA
Molecule: messenger RNA, 1041 nt
Organism: Caenorhabditis briggsae
Lineage: Eukaryota; Metazoa; Nematoda; Chromadorea; Rhabditida; Rhabditidae
Exons: 8
Coding region: 1-1041 (346 amino acids)
Source: RefSeq, a predicted model, not a curated record